AUGGCUCUCCCGAACCCAUGCGGAUCAUCUGUCUCCCCCAGGUUCAUCGUGAUCGUCUUCCCGAUCCGAUCCCGAUCCCUGUGCACGAUGAGCAACUGCAGGAAGGCGGUCGUGGUCGUCUGGAUCGUCUCCGCCCUCGUCACCCUCCCCAGUGUCCUCACGAAGACGACGACACCCCUGACCUUCAGCAACAACGAGACGACCGUGACUGUCCACUACUGCUUCGACCGCGACGACAUGAACAUGCUCGCCUACGCCAUCUACCAGCUGCUGACCCUCUUCGCCCUCCCCGCCCUCGUCAUGGUCGUCUGCUACGCCUUCGUCAUCCGGGACCUCUGGAAGAGCACCAAGAGCAUCCAGACCCUGACCAACAGCCGACGGAAAUCCCUGCAGCGCAUCAGGAGGACGUCGGACUCCCUGGGAAUCACGAGUCCCAAUCGGACCCCGAGAGGAAGUACCUGCAAGGAAGACGUCCAGAGGUCGAGGAAACAAGUG
Darwinula stevensoni is the source of this 495-nucleotide messenger RNA. Lineage: Eukaryota; Metazoa; Arthropoda; Ostracoda; Podocopida; Darwinulidae. The record is from the annotation of a GenBank genome assembly.